GAGAGAGGAAGGGAGGGAGAGGGAGCGAGCGAGAGCAGCAUGAGUGCAUAGAAGAAUCAGCAGAUAGAGAAGAGAAAGGAGGAGAAGAGAAGAGAGAAUGUGUGGUAAAAGGCUGGCGCUUCCUCGCUUGUAUCCAGGGCCUUUGUGAAUAAACCAUGGGAUGUAUCGGCUCUCGAACCCUCACAGCAGAUGGAGUUCCCGUGCAGAAGGAUGGGGAACAGCAUGGCCGAACAGACUUUUCAUGGGAUGGAAUCAAUUUGUCCAUGGAGGACACAACUUCAAUCCUUCCUCGACUGAAGAAAAGGAACUCCAACGCAUAUGGAAUCGGCGCUCUGGCUAAGUCUUCUCUGACAGGUGUGUCAGGAGUGUCUCGGUCUAUGAAGGACAAGGUGACGAAGCCAACAGCGAUGGCUCAGGGUCGUGUGGCUCACAUGAUCGAGUGGCAAAGCUGGGGGAUGCAGACGGUGGGUGGAGGGGGCACUGGAGCGGGACGCACCUCCUGCCUGAACCUCCAACGCGAACGCAAACUGGAGAAUGACGCUUACAGCGACCUCAGCGAUGGAGAGAAAGAGGCCCGGUUUGCUGCAGGUGUGCUUCAGCAGUUUGCGAUCUCUGAAGCGACGCUGCUGGCCUGGACUUCUAUGGAUGGAGAGAGUAUGAGCGUCGGAUCCAACCAGGGGAGCGUAGCCCACCUAAGCGAGGCCAACCAGGAAAGCAUCACCAGCCGAGAUCAGAUAAUACAUCAUUCAUCUGCAGAGGUGUGGCCCCACAGUUACGUCUCGCAGGGUAUGUACUGCAUUUCCUCCUCUGAUGCUUGGGAGCCAAUCAGCAACGAGCAGUCGGGCGUGGCCUCUCCCGCCACUGGCUCAUACGGGAUGGGGGUGGGCAACGAGGGCGGAUACGAUCCGAAUACGGCGACUCACUUCCUGUCGCAGCAGCAACAGCAGCAGUAUCAGUUGCAGCAUAUCCAGCACCUGCACCAGAUCCAGCAAUACCAGCAGCAGCAGCUGCUGCAGUAUCAACAGCAGCAGAUGAUGGAGCAAAGACUACAGAGUGCCACCCAUUCUUUACAAGCUACACCCAACAGCACCAUUCACAGUCUGCCUCCCCUUACUCAUCCCCCAUUGGUGGAUUUGUGGGGACCGGGGCAGACUGAGACCUAUCAGGCGGAUAUGGUUGGGUAUGGGGGGAUGCCUGCGGCAGCAGAGGGAGCUGUAACAGAGGAAAUGACCACAGACCACUCACCUUUACUGGAAGCACAGGAGGAGGAGGAGGAGGAGGAGAUCAAGGAUGAAGACGUAACGUUAUAUAUGGAACCAGAACCAGUGACAUUAACACCAUCUCCAGUGACGCAGAGAGAGGAAGUGACCUCAACAGGAGGAAGCAGUCCAUGUCAAACCCCCGGAGAACCAAUCACAGAGCGAAAGCCUUCUGAUGUCUCACCAUCUGUCGUUGAAGAACUGGAAGAGAAGUUAAAAUCCUCACCUGUGGACGUCAUGGCAGCCAACUGAAUGGCAGGAGUGAAACUUGGGCUGACAUUUCAAUCGUUGGAUGGAAAUCAAGUUGCUGGUCGAACCCAAAUCGGAAAUGCGGAGAAGGUUAACGCACAGCUUACGCGAACACUGUUAUGUUUUGUAAGCCUUAUAUUACGGAUGUUUAAAAGUGGAAGGCGGAAAUUCUUGGAAGGAGGAAAUAAUAGAGGAUCAGUCAGGAAUGAUCGAGAUGGAAUAUGAAGUACAUUAAGUUUAAUGUGUGCAUGCUUUUACAAGGAGUGCUAUACUAAAAAUAAAGACAGUAAACUAUAGUAAUAAAACAUCAUAAUGAGAAAAAUAUGGUAAUUUUCUAAUAAAAAACCAAAACAAAAUAUAUAACUGUAAAAUAGCCGAUACAAGCAUUUUUAGCCUAUACUCUUCAGACUUAUUCUGUGUCUGCAAUUUCAGUUCCACAUAAACACAGCAAGAAACAAACAAAAUGUCCAGUGUGAUUUAACACUAUAGACGAGUUCAUCGGCGCAUACGUUUUGUCACGGUUACACCCCCGGCCCGAAGUUAACUUCCAGUCUGUGCUUGUUUAUCAGUCUGGCUUGUAAUGGUUGAUAUGAUUUAUACUAAGGUCAUCUACUUCUUAUUUAUUCUUCUUGUUAUCAUCUCACAUUGAUUGACUCUGUUGUUAUAGAUUUUUUGCGGAAGUCUCCCGAAAGUUAAGUUUGGACCACAAAAGCCUUUUGUUUAUGUUGUUGCUGCUGAAACCGUCUAUAGACUCUCUUUCAGUCUCUCCACCCAUAAUACAUUUCACUAUCUGCAAUGGCAGACGCUCUUUUAAGUCCAUACACGUAAUAACAAUGACCCAUACAGAAAAAAAUUAGUCUAUAACAUUAUACAUUUUCCUGCUUACUGUGUAUUUUAUAAAUAAGGUAUUUAAAAUCCCACCUACUUGGACAACUAAAUACACACAGAUACAUACACAACCAUAUACUUCUACAGUAUAUUUGUGACAACCACAAAUUAAAUGAAUUGUUAUAUAAUUAUGAAUACAAUUACUGACUUUCCAACUUACUUUUAACUUUUCUAGGUUUAAAUUUAUGACAUUUAUUAUUCUAUUUAUUUUUUUUAUAGUUGGUUUAAGAGUUAUUUGUUUGGUUGUUGUUGUUACCCACACACACAUUGACACAUUUACUUCUGUACUGUACUGGAUUGUAACAAAGUGUGCUUCCUUGUGUGUCGUUUGGCAUGCAUGUGGUUUGUCGGUGUAAAACUCUGGAGUCCUAUACAACACUGUAUAGAUAUUUGCACUGGACCUCAGUACUCUGAGCAGAGCCUCAGACUGAUUCUGUGAUAUCUACAGUAUAUGUGUGUUGAGUGCGUACCUGUAAGGGGGUCAGAAUUGCACCGUUUAAAAAAACGUAUUGCACUUGCAUUGGUUUGCUGGGUAAAGGUAGAUUCCUUUUGGAUGAAAAUCAUGGAAAGAAGAAAAUAGAAAAAAACACACUUUUCCACAUUUUGUACACUGGAAGUAAUAAAGGUACAAAAGGGGACAAUGGGAUGGUUCCCUUUAAAAAGCAAACUUUUAUUCAAAACAAAAUAUAAGAUAAAAUUAAUUCAUGAACUCAAAUAUGACCACAAAACCAGUCAUACGAGUCAGUUUUUUGAAAUACAGAAUUAAAAAAUCUGGAAUCUGAGUGUGCAAAAAAUCUGAAUAUUGAGAAAUUCACCUUUAAUUGUCAAAAUGAAGCCCCUAGUGACUGCAUCCUCUCACAAAAACAACUUUUAAUAUAUAUUUAAAGUAUGAUUUUUUAUUUAUUUACAAAAUAUCUUCAUGAAAUAUGAUAUUUACUUAAUAUCCUAAUGAUUUUUGGCAUAAAAUAAAAAUCCUGUCAAUGUAUUUUUGCAGACUGAUCUUACAUAAGUCGUGUUAAUUUGAUUAAUUUAUUUGUGUCCAUGCCAAUAAAUUCAGCUUUUUUGUGCCUUGAGCACAAAUUUCUUUUUCGUGUCACUCGCACAAAUUUCUUUAAAUAGUUUUUUUGUGGCCGUGGCAGAACUUUUUUUUUUCGUGUCAUUUUAUGCAUUGUUUUCUCAUAGUUUUUUCCUACACUGAAAAAAUUAUUCAUUCAAUUUAUAAUUUUUUUUAAGGUAAGUGGUUGCAAUCAAUUUAUUUAAGCUACAUUUAAACCAAAAAUGUGAAAAAAUAAAACAAAGUAAAAAAGUUGUUUAAAUGUUGCUAAAAUAAAUUGAUUGCAACCACUUACCUUAAAAAUAUUUGAGUAAAUUGAAUGAAUCAUUUUUUUCAGUGUAUUUUCUUACCAUUGUCGCUUGGGGUUAGAAUCACUUUCUGUUACAUUUUUAGACAUCCUAACCCAAACCCCAACUCUAACCCCAAGCGACAAUGAUUUAAAAAUGAGAAAACAAUACAUACAAUGACACGAAAAAAAAGUAAUGCUACAAAAAGCUAUUUACAGAAAUUCGUGCGAGUGACAGGAAAAAGACAUUUGUGCUUAGGGCACGAAAAAAGCUGAAUUUCAUGCCAUGGACAUUAAUACAUUUUUCUCAUUUUUAACAUGAGUCUUUCCAAGAGAUCAUGUUGCAUUUUUGGCUUUUGCAACAAAUUUACCUGUGCUACAAAAGACUGGUUUUGUGGUCCAGGGUCACAAAUAAUAAUUCACAAAUAGCACAGAUAGACAUGAAGUUAACAGAGAUUUAGACAGAAUUACAUCAUAUCAGUUUUUUAUGUUUCGUGAUUUUAUUAAAAAUUUAUUCCAUUGCCGUCAAUUCCCAAGAAGUGGACAAUAAGGACCUGAAAUCACAUCUUGUAGAUAUCCUUCAACAAAGAAGACAUCAUGAAAAAAUAGUAUGAGAACAGGAAUGGAUUUUGAGAAUGGUGUGCAUUGAAAGUGACCUCACGAACAACUCAGGCCAUUUGGAAUAAUGAACUGCACAGCGUCUUCCUGUUUGUCGCGGUCACUGAUUAUUACAGUUGCCGUGACGAUACAAACUCUGUGUUGACUGUGUGUUUGUGCAUAAACAGACGUGAAACACAUGCAUCCUGAAACAGGUGCGGUCAUCCGGUUCAAAAACACGGCGAUUACAUCAUUCUGCAUUGUGAUGUCAUGCAUGACUCACUAAGGAUUUAAAAAAAGAUAACAACUUUCUUCGGAGGACACAGUUCACCAUGAUGAUUGUGUUAAAGACUAACUUGAGGGCAAGAAAUAGCAUUAAUAGCUAUGAAGUGUAUUGACUUGAAUGAGUUUAUUUAUUGACUGAUUAUUUAUGCAACGUUGGGACAAUGUUUAUUUUUCUACAAAAUUGUGAGCACCCCUUCCUAUAUACGUUGGGGUACAUAUUAUUUUACUGUUGAGCCUCUGGUUGUUUGCGUGUAAAAGUUUUUUCUCAUUGAAAAACUCAUUGCAUGUUGUAAUGUACUGCAGUACAUUACAGAGCUUACAUAGUGUUACAUAUAGUAAUCCAGCUUAACUAAAUCAUAUAGAGAUCAGUGUUUAUGUAAAGCUUCAAACCUGCUCCCUGUCCAGUCGCUCACAGUACAUAAUAUGUGCCCAUUUAUUUAUUUAAGAAUUAUAUAGGGGAGGGAUUUACCUUUGCAGCUUGUAUAAAACCUAUUUGUUAUAUGGAGAAAAAGAGUCCUUUGGUUGUAAUGGUGUCACUCUCUCUCUCUCUCUUUUUCUCUCUGGUUUAAGUGAGAAUGUCAUUCCAAUAGUCAUUCAUCCUCAGGGUUUUAUUUUUUACUCAUGAAACAAAAUGAUAGUCAAAUAUAAAGCUUCUUCUUUAUCUUUCAUAAUACAUUUAUGUUAAUGAGAUAGUUGGGGCUUACAUGUACAUACAGUAUAGCAAAAUUUGACUGUUCACAAUCACAAAUACACUGAAGGGUUAACAAGAUCGUGAGUGUGUUAGCUCCAGCAAAAGCACUUAACCCAGAGAUGCUCUGAUAUGACUGCUGCUUUGGAUGAAAGCAUACUUCAAACAUUCUGGAUCGAUAUUUGUGCUGGAUUUUGGGAAAUGUUUCCCUAAUGACACAUUUAUCAACUUUUACUAUCCUAAAUAAGUCAUGAUAUCACUAACAGGGAGGAUGAAUAUCCUCGUACAUCUAUUGGAGUCGAUUUUUAAAGUACCACUUUUCUUUUCUCACACAGUGUGCCUGUAAACAUUGCAUUAUGAUAUUUUCCAGCUCUUAAAUAAAUGCCUCAAAGAUUUUAACUGUAUAAUCGACCUAUUAAACCUACAUGCCAAUCACAGGAUGCUAGGUCAUACUAA
Messenger RNA from Paramisgurnus dabryanus, 5762 nucleotides. It is a transcript of the gene fam131bb, whose product is annotated as family with sequence similarity 131 member Bb. NCBI's taxonomy places the organism in Eukaryota, Metazoa, Chordata, Actinopteri, Cypriniformes, Cobitidae. The record is from RefSeq and is a predicted model, not a curated record.